Messenger RNA from Phanerochaete carnosa HHB-10118-sp, 399 nucleotides. RefSeq lists its product as uncharacterized. The record is from RefSeq and is a predicted model, not a curated record. Gene Ontology annotation, molecular function: FMN binding. The transcript is spliced from 2 exons. The annotation marks the transcript as partial. NCBI's taxonomy places the organism in Eukaryota, Fungi, Basidiomycota, Agaricomycetes, Polyporales, Phanerochaetaceae.
UACAAGCUGCUCACCUCCGCAGUCAUUCCCAGGCCCAUCGCCUUUGUUUCCACUGUCUCUUCGGAUGACAUCCCCAAUCUUGCACCUAUGAGCUAUUUUUCUCUGGUGAGCCCAUGCAUUACUCGCGUUCCAUUAACUGCGAUUUUGACCGGACUUUUGAAUAUUCAGAUUGCCCAUAAUCCGCCGUUGCUGAGCGUAUCUUUCUCCCUCUCGCCCGGAAAGCCGAAGGACAGUCGGGAAAACAUUCUCAGCACUAAGGAGUUCACUGUCAGCAUCAUCAGCGAGCCGCUUGUGGAGGCCGCGAAUGCCUGUUCUGUCAACGCACCGCCCGAUGUGGAUGAGUGGGUCGUCAGCGGCCUGACUCCGGAGUCUAGCGUAAGUGGAUGUCCCAAUUUAUGA